Acanthocheilonema viteae is the source of this 1194-nucleotide messenger RNA. The record is from the annotation of a GenBank genome assembly. NCBI's taxonomy places the organism in Eukaryota, Metazoa, Nematoda, Chromadorea, Rhabditida, Onchocercidae.
AUGAUGGAAUUGGUGGAAUUACGUGCAAUGGGUUGGAGACCAAGUUUAGCACAUACGCAAUACUAUCUUAAUCGUCCUGAACAACAACAGCAACAACAACAACAACAGAUUGAUCCGGCACCGAUAAGUGCUCCACCGUUUGGUACAAUUCCGGUGAAUCCAUUUGGUAAUUUUGCUGGUCCUCCACCACCACUUUAUGUUGGUGGUGAUGUAAACAAUCCAGUAAUUGCUCCACAGCCUACACCAGCUAGUUUCUACCUAAUACCAGCUGCUGCUGCUAGUGGAUGGGCUCGACCAAUAAUAACUCCUGGAGUUGUACCAUCUGGGAAUAUUUUGCCUCAGUUAACACCAAUUGAUGUAGAAGCCUGGGCUAAAGCUAACAAACAAUUGCAACAGACGAAACUGAAAACGAAAACACCGCAAAGUCGUGUUCCACAGUUACGCGAGGAAAUGAUAAUACGCAACAGUGAUUCUGGCAAAAUAAUGGGUGUAAAAGGUCGCCGUGUGGCAGUAGUGGAAGAGCUGAGUAAAACGGUAAUAUCGUUUCAAAAAGUUGAUUCCAAAUGCAAGGAUCGCACAUUGACAAUAACUGGUAGUAAUCAGGAAUCGAUUGAUUAUGCGAAACGUCUCAUCGAGCAGACAAUCCGCCGUAAUGUUUCUCCCAAUCGAACUGAAACAAAUGGUGUAGAAAUUGAUGACAACGAUGAUGAUGGUGAUGAUGAUGUUGGAAUAUCAAUCGAAACGACGCAAGAUGGCACUCUAAAAUUGUCAUGUGCCGAUCCGCAAGUGCUUCAGGCAGCGCAAGCAGCUCUGAGUGAAUAUUUGACUAGAGUUGGCCGAAAUCAUUCGCGAAUAUCAGCCGAAGAACGUGAACAACGUAAAGAAAGAAGAAAGUCAAUGCCGCUACAAUCCUCAUCGAAUCGCCAAAUUGCUAACUGUGAUGUUUCACCAGUAAGUACCAAUAAUGUACAAUGGCGUUCUUCUGGUAAAACAGGUAGCACUCCAAAUUUGACUCAAUUAAAUAGCACCGCAGCUGGUAGCGGCAUUGUGACAAAAAUAAGUAUAAGUAAACAGCGUUACGAUCGAGCGCAGUUGUUGGAAUUACGUUCAUCUGUCGGAUAUUUGGAUUCGAAAACGACAGCAAUCAUAUAUGAACUCGAAAUUGAACGUACCCAACGUACUAAUGAAUCUUAA